CUUCUUCAUCCAACUAUCACCUUCUCCUCCCUCGUCUUUCUAUCCACUUCAUCCUCUCUUCUACCCCCAACUAUCCCCUCUUAAACAACCUCCUUGUUCCCUCUGUCUUCCCCCCUUGUCCCUCUUUCUUUCUCCACUCCAUCGUCUCCCUCUCUCCAUCAUCACCUCCUCUCCUGUCAGUCUCCACCCCCCCAACCCCCACCCCCCACACCCUCCCUCCCUCCCUCCUCGUCCUCGGCAGCUGCUGGUUCUCAGGUGAGCGCCCCUCGGUUCCUCUCACUCUCACGUCUGUGACUCGGGAAAGGACUCGGCCGGCGUCGGACCUCCGCGAUGGGGAGACUUGACUCGCUCCGGCAACUUAACCUGCUGCAGUGGCUGCGGGAGGAGCGACAGUCGAGGAAGCUGAUCCUCUUCAUCGUGUUCGUGGCUCUGCUGCUGGACAACAUGCUGCUGACGGUGGUCGUGCCCAUCAUCCCCAGCUACCUGUACAACAUGGACGAGUCCACCAGCGUCAGCACCACGCCCCCCCCGGAGCCUGAGCAGCCUUCAGCCUUCCACAGCAUCGUGUCCCUGUACGACAACACGCUCAGGGUGUCUGGCUACAACGGCACAGUCCUCGCCACAGAGGGCGUCACGCCGACUCCCGCCGCCGCCUCCGCUGGUCCGCCACAGAACGACUCGGACUGCCCGCAGUCCAGCACCCGGCUGAUCAACGAGAACGUCAAAGUGGGAAUGUUGUUUGCCUCCAAAGCCACGGUGCAGCUGAUCACCAACCCCUUCAUCGGCCCCCUGACCAACAGAAUUGGAUACCAGCUUCCGAUCUUCAUCGGCUUCUGCAUCAUGUUCCUCUCCACCAUCAUGUUCGCCUUCUCGUCCAGCUACGCGCUGCUGUUCCUGGCCCGCUCGCUGCAGGGAGUCGGCUCCUCCUGUUCCUCGGUGGCUGGAAUGGGGAUGCUGGCCAGUGUGUACACGGACGACGAGGAGAGGGGCCACGCCAUCGGGAUCGCCCUGGGCGGCCUGGCCAUGGGAGUGCUGGUCGGACCUCCGUUCGGGAGCGUGAUGUACGAGUUUGUGGGGAAGACGGCGCCGUUCCUCAUCCUGGCCUUCCUCGCCGUGUUUGACGGAGCUCUGCAGCUCUUCGUGCUUCAGCCCACCAAAGUGGAACCUGAGAGCCAGAAGGGGACGCCGCUGUUGACCCUCAUGAAGGACCCAUACAUUCUGAUCGCAGCUGGCGCCAUUUGUUUUGGGAACAUGGCCAUCGCCAUGAUGGAGCCCACGCUGCCCAUCUGGAUGAUGGAGACCAUGUGUGCCAGGAAGUGGCAGUUAGGAGUGGCCUUCCUCCCAGCAUCCAUCUCCUACCUUAUUGGGACCAACAUCUUUGGAACGAUGGCUCACAAGAUGGGAAGGUGGCUGUGUGCUCUGAUCGGGAUGGUGGUGGUCGGGAUCAGUGUGAUAUGUGUCCCAUUUGCCAAGAGCAUCUACGGACUGAUUCUCCCGAACUUCGGAGUGGGCUUUGCCAUCGGCAUGGUGGACUCCUCCAUGAUGCCUAUUAUGGGAUACCUGGUGGAUUUGCGCCACGUCUCCGUCUAUGGCAGCGUGUACGCCAUCGCUGACGUGGCCUUCUGCAUGGGCUACGCUAUAGGUCCGUCGAUCGGAGGGUCCAUCGACGAAAGCAUCGGCUUCCCCUGGCUGAUGACCAUCAUCGGAAUCGUGGACAUCUUGUUUGCGCCGCUCUGCUUCUUCCUCAGGAAUCCUCCGGGACAGGAGGAGAAAGUCGCCAUCCUGAUGGACAGCAACUGCUCCAUGAAGACGCGCUCCUACUCAGCACAGCACACCUACUACCAGGGCGAGAGCAUGGAUCCGGAAUACGACGACUACGAUUAACGCCGCCCGCCGCGUCGGCUCAGAGGAUUUAUUUUGUUGUACAAAAAAAAAUACGGAAGAGAAAAAAAAAACAAGCAGCCAAGAUGUUUCCAUGUGAAUGUCCCGCGUUUCUGUUCGGUGUCCCGUCGGCUCCUUCGCCGAACCAAAGCUGAAAGAGUUCCUCAGCCCACAGCCUUAUUCAGUAGAGAGCCGCGUCGCCGAGCUCACGGCAGGGAGCCGCGACACGAGUCCGCUUUGCUGGUUUACGUCAAAGUCGUCUUCACGCGUCCAGCCAUCCACGUCUGGUCACCUGCUGUUUGUCCAAAAAGAGGUUCCGUUGAACAGUUGUAAUACUCUCACUCAUGGUGUCGUGUGUUUAGACUCGGGUGUGUUUGUCUUCAGCUCAGUUUGUAAUGACACGUGGAUAUCCAGAGAAAAGUGGAUUUAAU
Molecule: messenger RNA, 2312 nt
Organism: Synchiropus splendidus (mandarinfish)
Lineage: Eukaryota; Metazoa; Chordata; Actinopteri; Syngnathiformes; Callionymidae
Gene: slc18a2
Product: solute carrier family 18 member 2
Exons: 15
Coding region: 331-1884 (517 amino acids)
Biological process (GO): transmembrane transport; xenobiotic transport; aminergic neurotransmitter loading into synaptic vesicle
Cellular component (GO): terminal bouton; synaptic vesicle membrane
Molecular function (GO): serotonin:sodium:chloride symporter activity; xenobiotic transmembrane transporter activity
Source: RefSeq, a predicted model, not a curated record